AAUCACGCCUGCGGCUCUUGAAAACAUUCCCUCCGGUGUCGGUGGGCGCGCAUGCGCACGGCGGCGCGCAGGUCGGGAAGAUGGCGGCGGCCGAAGUUUGUGGGGUUUGUUUUUGUUGCUGUUGACGGGGAUUGCGAUCGUUGCGAGUGCGUUUGUCACCACCGCCGGUGCCGGGGGCGGCGGGCGAACCAGGGAGACGGACGGGGAAGCAGUGAUACAACGCGAGAGGAGAAGCCUGUAGGUCUCAUAACAUGGCCGAACCGCGGCGGGUCUCUCUGACUACGCUUCCCGUCUCGGCUCCUCUGUUGAAGAAGAAGAAAGAAGAAGAGGACGAAGAGGAGGAGGAGGAAGAGGGGGAAAAGGUGAAGAAGGGUGGAAUAUCCACCAUCACGUCGCGCCAUACGCUGGCUCUCUUCGAGUCGAGCGAGAAGAGUUGCCCUGAGUUUUAUUACCCCGAGUUAAUGCGAGUGCGAAAGAAAGAUGCAGCUAAAUAUUAUGGUACCCCUUUUAAUGAUGACAAAAGGGAAGAAGAAGAAAUCGAGACCUUGGCAAAGAAAUUUGAAGAAAAAUAUGGUCCAAAAAAACGCAGGAAGGAUCGUAUCCAAGAUCUUAUCGACAUGGGUUAUGGAUAUGAUGAAACUGACCCAUUUAUUGAUAACUCAGAAGCUUACGAUGAACUUGUUCCAGCCUCCUUGACCACUAAGUUGGGUGGUUUUUACAUUAAUAGUGGAACUUUGCAGUUCCGUCAAGCAUCUGAGUCGGAUGGGGAUGAUGACUUUAUAAAGGACAAGAAAAAGACAAAAUCUCCAAAGAAACGGAAGUUAAAAGAAGGAAAUGAAAAGAUAAAGAAAAGGAAGAAAGAUGAUGGGCAUGAGAAAGAUAAGAAAUCUCAAAAAUCAAAACUUUCUAAACAGGCUGGCAGGAUAAUGCCAUUGAAUGUCAAUAAAGAAGACAAAAAGAAAAAGAAAAAGUACAUGGGGGCAUUAGGUGUGAGAGAAAUGUUAAAAAAAUUUGAGAAGGAGAAAGAAGCCUUGAAGAAACGAGAGGAUGUGAAGAACUUGCCAAUCUUACAGACAGCAGCUGUUGCCUCUCAUAAAAUUGAUAGUAGCUCUAUAAAUAACAUCUCAGAUCCUUUGCUUUCACUUAUUGGAUCUGCUAAUGAUGGUGAUCUUCUGCAUGUAGCCAGUACUGUUGACCUAGAAAUAGAUCUAGACCGUCUUCUGAAUGACUCACCCCCCGGCAGUCCCCUUAAUGAUUUUGAUGAUGGCAGUGAUCCUCUUCCUACUCUGCAGCACUCAACAAUGGGACAGAUACCAAAGCAGGUCCCCACAUUGCCAGAAGGACUUCCUACGCUGUUAGAAAAAUGUAUCAAAGAACUAACACGGGCUGCCAAAGCAUCAGAAGGAGAGGGGAAGCAGAAAUUCUUCACACAGGAUGUCAACAAUAUUCUACUAAAUAUUGAGCUACAGUCCCGUGAAUUGAAUAGUCAGGCCCGCUCUGGGGUUUAUGCACACCUGGCAUCCUUCUUACCAUGUAGUAAGGACACACUGGUCAAAAGGGCAAAGAAACUGCACAUGAAUGAGCAGACUGGGGCGAAAUGGCUGGUAAAGACAGGUCAAUGCUUAAUGCAGGAUGGUCGGCUGAAAGAACCUAUGCAGAAACUGAAGGAAGCAAUUGGAAGAGCAAUGCCAAAUCAGAUGUCAAAGUACCAGGAUGACUGCCAGGCUCAUAGUCAAGCUAAAAUUGCCAAGAUGAUGGGAGAAGAUAAGGACCAGAAGGAAAAAAUGUUCUCUGAUGAUGAUGAAGAUGAUGAUAAAAUGGGAAGAAGAAUCGUCGGACCUCGUAAAAAGUUCCACUGGAGCGAUGAGAUAAGAGAUUUACUAUGCAGUGUGGUGAGGACAAAGAUGGCUUACUAUGAGCAGGAGAGAAACAAGUCCCAGGCUGCAGAAGACUACCUGAAAGCUUUUCUUGAAUCUGAGGUCAAACCACUCUGGCCUAAAGGAUGGAUGCAAUCAAGAACAUUGUUCAAAGAAAGCAGGAAAGUGCAUGCCUAUGUCACCUCAGUACCUACCAAGAAGAAAGUCAUUGCUCCCCCAAAGUCUAAAGUGAAGGACCAUAUUCUUAAGACGGAGCGAAAAUUACAGCAAUCAGUUACCUCGGUUCACAGUGGUAAUGCUGCCUCCUUUGUGCAGGGACCUUGCACUUCACCUUUGACCCCAGUAAAUGUGUCAGUUUGCUCCAGUGCUGCUCAGAGUUCCAGUAAUACAACGACUCCUCAGUCCUUCAGUUUAGAUGAUUCGCUUGAGGAGGAUCUAUCUAAUAAUCAGCCUUCUCUGGAAGAUGUGUCUGAAGCAUUGGCUGCUCUUAAUGAUGCUGCAGGAAGUACCAAGAACUUCAGUCCUUUAACAUCAAAUUCAUUAAGUGACAAGUUAACAGUGGUGGUGUCAUCAGAAGAGAAGAAACAUGUACAGAAGGUUCCAACUUCCUUAUCUGAUCCACCACCUGCUACUCAGUCACAUUCAUCUCUCAAUCUUUUGGCUGAACAGGCAUUAGCUUUGGGACAACUGUCUCAGGAAAGGACUUCAGAGAGUGCUACUAGUCUUAUCACUGCCUUUAAAAACCAUUCUUCAACAAACAGCAAAGUUUUCUCGGAGACGCUUCAAAACAAGCAGAAGCAUCAUGGUUUGCAGCGUCUGCAGCCCCAUGUUCAAAGUCAGGUGUCGGCACAGGCUACCAAACAGUAUCAUCAGACCACAUCACACCAGAAAAGCUACAUGUCAUCACCAUCUUUUAGCACAAGCAAACUGCAAAGCAGUUCUCAGACUAAAACUACCAGCCAGUUGCAACAACGGCCAUUAAUUCAGCAUCUAAAAUCUUCAACAAAGACUCAAAAUUUCCAUUCUGUCUCUUCAUCUUUAGCAAGUAACAUACAGACAUCUCCCAGCCCUCAACGAACGUUUGGCACUUCAAUUAUGUCUGUCAGUUGUACAGCAAAACACAGCAAUGCACAGAGCUCUGUAAAUCAACCUUUCAAGUCACCAAUGACUGUGGUCUCAGCAACUAAACAUUCUUCCCCUUCCAGUAACCCCAUUCAGAACAUAACCAGUGUUCAAAGCUCUGUAUCCAGUAGUAGUCAUCUAAGUAGACAAUCUCCAUCUCCAGGACAGGCAUUAAAUCGGCAGUCGCCUACUAUAAAUGUAAAGAAGCCCUCCAUUUCUCAGAAACUUACUCUGGUGGCUCCUCCAGGUGGUAGUAAUGGAGAUUCAAGUAGUGGGACACAGGGUGUAGCUAAACUGCUUACUACUUCUCUUAAACCUGCAGUUGUUAAUAAUUCUACAGCUACAGGAACAAUGCUGUCUCUACAGGCUACCACAGGAGCAGCAUUGCUUGCAAGUUCUCCAUCUAUGAGUCUUCUAUCACCUUCCUUUAAUACAACAAACCAGAAAAUAACUUCAGCAACCCUGAGCCAAGCCUCACUUGGGAUGAUGCCGGGCAUUGUUCCUAUGCACUUUACAUUCCCUACAGUUUUAACAUUAGGCUCAGACUCUGCACCAAAAUCAGCCGUAUCAACGGAUGCAAUUGUCACGGGUCCUGCCCCGGGGACAUUCCACCAUGGCCUUGCACAUAGUAAGUUGUACGUUGUAGAAUCUUUGGAGGGUGAACCAGGAGCCCAUCUAGUUGUUUGGAGUCACCUGCAAUGCAGUUUUACUGGAGUAUUUAUGGGAGUAGGAGCACAGAAGUAUAAUUCACUUCAAAAUUUAAUAAGUAUGUUAAGAAGUAAUACAAAUUAUUUUUUGUUUUGUUUAAAAUUUUGUUGUUGCUCAUUUUUGUUUAGAGAAAAUUAUUGUACUGAAGGUAUUUGCUGAUGGCCUAUUUGAGCAAAUUGGCUUUGUUGAACCCAUAGUUUGAUGUUAAAAUGAAGUGUGUUUCAUGGAUGGCAUUGUUGAUUCAUUUCCUGCCAGCUGUUAUAAUUAGCAACUCCACACUUAAGAUAUUAUCAUGACUAAUACUUGACACAUCUUAACCAUUGAUAGAUGCAACUACAUUAGUCAAAUUUAUGUUAUCGGUAAACAUUUUCUCCUGAAGACAUGUUAUUGGAGAUGUUACAGCAGUUGUACCUAUUGUGAAGAAACUAGAAUACUGGGGAGACUCAAGAGACUGCAGAUGCUGGAAUCUGGAGCAACAAACAAUCUGCUGGAGGAAUUCAGUGGGUCGAGCAGCAUCUGUAGGAGGAAAGGAAUUGUCGACGUUUCAGGUUGAAACCCUGCAUCUGGGAUCUGUAAUUAGAUCUUGCUACUCUCUCAAACAGUCUCCACACAUCCACACUUAACCUAGUCUGGAGGCAGAGGGCAUUGAAGUCCUGAUGGCAGCAAGGUGGUAUAGUGUAGAGGCCUGUUCUCUGGAACACCACUGACAGGCUUUGGCAGAAGACACAACUGCAGAUGGAGUAUUGUCUGCUGUCAAAGCUGCAAGUAUUUUUAAGAUUUUUUUUGUAAUGUGACAUUUGUAAACUUUUAAACUUAUACAUUGAAAAAAUGAUUAAGGAUAGCUUUUUAAAGUAAAUUAAUUAAAAUCACAAAAUACUUAGUAAUAAUUAAAAGCAUUAAACUUGCUUUUUAAAAAAAAACCUUUUUGUCUCUUAAUCUGCUAGCCUAGGUUCUCCAUUGAAGUCACUGUGGUUCCAGAUCCUACAUUAUUCAGGUCCCAAGCAGAUUAGACUAAUAGUUACCAGCAUAUGGCUGGGGAAUCCCACCAAGACAGAACUUCAUAUGAAGUCUAGCUACCUGGUGUAGAGAUGAACAGUGCACCACCUUAAUAGAAGCAAAGGAGGAAAUAAGACAGGCUCUGACUAUAAUUUAACCAAUUCUCUUUGGCUACAGGCAUUGUACUAGAGGACAGGAAGUUUUUUGUUAUUUAGAAAUACUGCUAAUUGCUACCCUGAUCCUUAGCCAGAUUAGACUACCAUAGGAUUUGAGACCUCAUAGAAUUCAGUGGAUAAUACGGGUUUUGCUUUUAGUGAGAUAUAUUGGACUUCUUCAUGUCCUCUACAUUUAAAAAGAAUGCCAGUGGUACCAGAAGUGGUAGUGUCAAAGUUCUAGGCUGCAGAAAGAUAUUAGUGGAUUAGUUAAUUUGACACAAAAAUUGCCAAUGCGUUUCAGGCUGCAGAAGUGCAAGUUAAUGCAUUUAAGGAAGCCAAAUAAAGCAAGAGCACAUUUGACAAAUGGUGGAGUGGUAGAGAUGUGUAGAGAAACAAAGGGAUCUUGAAGUGCAUAUUCACAGGUACAUGAAGGACAAGUGGAUAAGGAAACAUGAAGUACUUGCCUUUAUCAGAUAAGGCAGAAAAUACAAGGCCAAGGAGGUACUACUAGAACUGCAUAAAAUAACCAGCUAAGUCUCGGCUAGAUUGUGUACAAUUCUGGACAUCGGAUCACAGAAAGGAUGUGAUGGUGCUGGAGAGGGAGCAGAGGAGAUUUGUGGGUAUGUUGCCAGGGCUGGAGAAUUAUAGUUGAGGAUAGACUGGUAGGACUGGACUUUGGAGCAAGGAGAUUCAGUCCUGGUGUAUAAAAUUGAGACCAAGACAAACAGUAAAUGUGGAGGUUGGUGGGUUAAAAGGUGGGACAUAGAUUUAAGUUAACUGAUAGAAAGACUAGAGAGUAGUUUAAAUAUUUAUUCACUGUACAACUAGUGGAACUUGCAACUCACUGCAUGGUAGAGGCAGAAACCAUAUUUAAAAUGUAUCUGGACGAAACCUACAAGGCCAAGAUCUGGAAAGCAAAGUUAACCCAAUUUCUUGGUCAGCAUAGGCCAAAUGGUGGCCAUGUCUGCUGUAAAUUCUUAUGGUUCUAUGAUUUGUCACUCAGUAAGUCCUGGGUUUUCAGUCUACAUGUCAGCCUGUGACUUCCAUUCAAAUGGCUGGACUGCAGCAGUUCUGCUCCUUGCAAGAUUUAGGCCAAUGAAGCAUCACCUCAGCAUUGUGGAGAAUGCAGUUGAUAAUGCAUGUCCAAAAAUUGCUGGAUUGGGGCAUUACUUUCAUGGUUGAACAAACCUACAAUCUUACAAACAAAGUAGCAAUAACUAAUUUAUAUUGAUUUCUAAUUCUUACUGAGGUUUGUGGAAGGGAAUGUUUAGUCCUCUUUGGAAAGUGAUGCAACCAGUUCCAACCAGUUGUAAUAGAAUCUUUUCUUUCUAAAUCCUUGACCAUUUCUUCACUCAGUGAGUGACAAUAAGUAUUGAACUUCCUAUAAGGACUCCAUUCCAUUUUCCCAGUUUCUUUAUCACCGCCUUGCCUGCUUUGAUGACAAAACUUUCCACACCUGUACCUUCUUAAGAUGAAUUCCUUUUUCUUCAACUAUGCUUUUCCACUGCUGUAUUUGCUCUCGACCACAUCUCUAUUUCCGCAUAAAUUCCACCAUCUCAAGUGGAAUUCCAAGUCGCAUCUUCCCUUUCCUUGAUUCCAAGAGGUCCAUUCCCUCCAUAACUCCCUGCUCCAUUCUUCCAUUCUCAUCAAGCACUCCUCGUAGAAUUUUCCCAAGUAUCUGGGCGGGGGGGGUUCAACACCUGCCUCUCUACAUCUUGUCUUCCCACCAUCCAGGGACUCAAACAGCCCUUCAAGGUGAAGCAGCAAUUCCCUUAUACUACUUUCACUUUAGUGUAUUGCAUUUGGUCUUCACAAUAUGGUUGUCUUUAUAUUGGAGCACCCAAAUACAGAUUGGGUGACCGCUGUGCCAACCACCUGUUCGAUCUGCAAGGAUGACCUUAAGCUUCCAGUGGCCCAUCUCUUUAAUUCUUCAACCUUGUUCAUUUUUAUACCUCCCAUUUAGAUAAUACCACCUGAAACCUUUAAUGAAAAUCUAGAAAUUCUGAAUAGAUUGACUUUUGAGUAGGUUAUUUUGCCAUUGGUGAGCUCUAAAGUGUUAUUAAGAAUUCAGAAUAUUCUUUUUCAUGAUUUUUAUAUACAAACUGUUGGAUCUCUAUAAUUCAGCUCAGAGGUUGGCUAGGGUCAAGGGUAAGGCUAUGUUGUUUAGCAUCUAUUCUGGGCUGUCUCUGGAAGUUUACUAUUUUGGUCAUUUCUUCAAAUAACUUUCAGUAUAUUGUGAGAGCCAAUCUUAGCUGAUUGUAGAUUGACAUUUUUAUAUCUGACAUUAAGGUUCUUAUGUAAAGUUUUCAUGUAUUGCGAGCAAAUAUGUUAUUCCAUGAUUACAGUAAGUCAGUGGAAUACGAUGUAUUACGCUUUGUUGAAGAGCAGGAUUGUAUUUCUUCAAGGUUACUGCAUCUGAAUACAAUAAAAUUCCAAUAAUUUGCCACACUUGAGACUUUGGUGCCAGACUGACAGAUUUUCUGGCCUAUUGAGUAUUAUUACAAUUAAUACGCAACUGUACCUCUAAAUCACUUUUUUUUAAUGUCACAUUGUAUUAUAAUAAAUUUUCCAGUGAACUCAGUAAGUUGAAAGGUAGCACAGGAACCAGAGCCCUGGUGAAUUGAAAGGGAGCUUCGGAAAGGAAGUGAGGCAAACAUCACCUGGUGAGCCAGAUGCCGAACAGUAAUCUUUGGGUCUGUUACUGUAAAACGAAUUUGUAUGGAACUAUCCCUUUGCCUCCACGGAAGCUGCUUGACCCACUGAGUUUCUCCAGCAGUUUGUUUUUUGACUUAUUGUAUGUUCUUAGUUGGUCUUCAAUGUGAAAGAUCAGAGGGUGGAAGCACACCCUGACAUAAAUGAAGUGGGAGAGUUCAUGGGAGAAGCCAGGGAGGUUGAGUUGCAAUGGGGAUGUUGCCACUGGAAUGGCUGUAAAACCCAACAGGUUUUCUGGCUUUGAAAGAGAGGCAUGUCUUCUGGGUCAGGAAUCACUUGCCUCAAGCUUAAUUAAAUCCCAUCCCUCAUCUUUAAAGGACAGGCAUUCCUGCAAUGGUUACACUGUGUUUUGACUGAGAGGGCCAAGGUAUGGGAACUACAGACUUGGAGUACUUUCUUUUUCUUUCUUGCCACUCCCUCCCUUCCAGUUAUCCCCUAUCAGUUAUUAUUCUAGGGGGGUCAGGCAUAGAUCUGCAAGAGCAUACAGAAAACUUAGUUCUAUUGCUGCAUCUGAUUUAUCUGGGCCAUGGCUUUGUGUGAGCAUUGUGGUAAACCUUUUGCUGAAGAUAUAACAUUGAAAACAUAACUGUAGCUCUGUGUCAAAAGUAGAUCAAGUUGUUGCUAUUGUGGUUAAUUUUUAUUCAGCUUGCUUAUUGAUCACUGCUGUCAAUCAUAACAUCUAAAGAGAGGAAUGGAUAGGGGGUAUUGUAGCUCCAUUAUUCUCUGACUAGAUGAUGGUGAUGGCUCAGGGAAUCCUGGAACAUGUGUCCAGAGUUCCACAGAAAUGAAAUUAAACUUAAUAAUUUUCUGGUGUUUUGAUUCUGUGGGCAAGUGCUAGGGUUGGUAGAUUUUUUAAAAAAAAUAUUGAGGAAGGUAUCUGGCAUAUAAGAGGUGGAAUCUGACACAGCACUACUGUCCAAAAUGCCCAAAUUCUCUUACGCACUUAUGUAGAAAUGCAUUGGAGAGCUAUCAAAAAUUAUUGUAAAAUAAUAUCUUUAAAUAUUUAAUGGUUGAUUGUCCUUUGCUUUCUAUCUAAUUUUGAUUUGCUUAUCAACUGUGCUGCUGACAUUGAUAUCCAGUGGAUGCAGUCUGUUUGCUUUCACAUCUUUUAAGCUGAUGGUUGUAUUUAUUAUUGCAGGUGCCUGUGCUAAAUAACCAAUCACUAAACCGCACGCUGUAGCAUUCAAAGCUGUGGCUUGCUACUCUCACCAACUGGCUUUUCUUCUCUCUGCCCU
Molecule: messenger RNA, 8805 nt
Organism: Pristis pectinata (smalltooth sawfish)
Lineage: Eukaryota; Metazoa; Chordata; Chondrichthyes; Rhinopristiformes; Pristidae
Product: ubinuclein-1-like
Exons: 16
Coding region: 252-3866 (1204 amino acids)
Cellular component (GO): nucleus
Source: RefSeq, a predicted model, not a curated record